Messenger RNA from Tupaia belangeri chinensis (Chinese tree shrew), 3702 nucleotides. It is a transcript of the gene MAEA, whose product is annotated as macrophage erythroblast attacher, E3 ubiquitin ligase. The transcript has 10 exons. Gene Ontology annotation, cellular component: GID complex; nucleus; cytoplasm. Gene Ontology annotation, biological process: proteasome-mediated ubiquitin-dependent protein catabolic process. Lineage: Eukaryota; Metazoa; Chordata; Mammalia; Scandentia; Tupaiidae. The record is from RefSeq and is a predicted model, not a curated record. Gene Ontology annotation, molecular function: ubiquitin protein ligase activity; protein binding. The coding region runs from base 45 to 1349 and encodes 434 amino acids.
CGCCCUGCGCCGGUCCCCGCCCGCCGGUGUCUGGCGGAGGCAAGAUGGCGGUGCAAGAGUCCGCCGCCCAGCUGUCCAUGACCCUGAAGGUGCAGGAGUACCCGACCCUCAAGGUGCCCUACGAGACUCUGAAUAAACGCUUUCGAGCUGCUCAGAAAAACAUUGAUCGGGAGACGAGUCACGUCACCAUGGUGGUAGCUGAGCUGGAGAAGACCUUGAGCAGCUGUCCUGCUGUGGACUCUGUGGUCAGCCUCUUGGAUGGUGUGGUGGAGAAGCUCAGUGUCCUCAAGAGAAAGGCUGUGGAGUCUAUCCAGGCGGAAGAUGAGAGCGCCAAGCUGUGUAAGCGCAGAAUUGAGCACCUAAAGGAGCACAGCAGUGACCAGCCUGCAGCAGCCAGCAUGUGGAAGAGGAAGCGCAUGGACCGCAUGAUGGUGGAGCACCUGCUGCGCUGUGGCUACUAUAACACCGUCGUGAAGCUGGCGCGUCAGAGCGGCAUUGAGGACCUAGUGAAUAUCGAGAUGUUCCUCACUGCCAAAGAAGUGGAGGAGUCCCUGGAGAGGCGUGAGACAGCCACCUGCCUGGCCUGGUGCCAUGACAACAAGUCCCGGCUCCGGAAGAUGAAGGGCCGCCAAAACGAGCACGAAGUGAAGACGGGACGAAAAAGUAGAGCGGCCAGUGGCUCCCCUAAGGAGAGUGAGGAUCUUGGUAUGGAAACCAUAAAAGGAAAGCCAGAAUUGAGCUGCCUGGAGUUCAGCCUAAGGAUUCAGGAGUUCAUUGAACUCAUCCGGCAGAAUAAGAGACUGGACGCCGUGAGACAUGCAAGAAAGCACUUCAGUCAGGCUGAAGGGAGCCAGCUAGACGAAGUCCGUCAAGUCAUGGGGAUGCUGGCCUUCCCGCCAGACACACACAUCUCCCCGUACAAGGACCUCCUGGACCCAGCCCGGUGGCGGAUGCUGAUCCAACAGUUCCGGUAUGACAACUACAGACUGCACCAGCUGGGAAACAACUCUGUGUUCACGCUCACCCUACAGGCUGGCCUCUCGGCAAUCAAGACACCACAGUGCUACAAGGAGGAUGGCAGCUCCAAGAGCCCUGACUGCCCUGUGUGCAGCCGCUCCCUGAACAAGCUGGCGCAGCCCCUGCCCAUGGCUCACUGUGCCAACUCCCGCCUGGUCUGCAAGAUCUCUGGCGAUGUUAUGAACGAGAACAACCCACCCAUGAUGCUGCCCAACGGCUACGUCUACGGCUACAACUCUCUGCUUUCUAUCCGUCAAGAUGAUAAAGUUGUUUGCCCAAGAACCAAAGAAGUCUUCCACUUCUCACAAGCCGAGAAAGUGUACAUCAUGUAGGCCCUGUGUCGCCAAGCGCAUGCCUCGGAGGCCAGGGGACUGCGGCAGGCAGGGAGGCCACUGCGCCCUCCUGCCCCCCGCUCUAGCCUGCCGUGGUGUUUCUGUUUCUUGCGACCAAAGAUCAGUGAGCAACGACAAAUACUCUUAGGGAGAGAGGAAAUAAGAUUUAAUAAGUUUGUACUUGAAAACAACAUUUUGAUUGGUAGGAUUUUGUAACAUAAGUCAACUAUUUGAUGAUUCUGAAAAGUACUUUCACCUCUCAAAGGAAACUUUUCUUUAAAGACUGAUCUAAACACGGAGAGAAACUUUAGAACGUUUCAAAACUAGGAAUUGACUUCCCCGUGUUUCUCACAAUUUCCUCCCUUUUGCUAAUGACAAGACGUGGAAAACGGGCUGGUGUUUCACUGACUCGCAUAAGCCUUGGCCACAGCCUGGAGGAAGUGGUGGCUGCACCAGACUGACCUGCAGUGACUCCUGAUGCAGUGCCAUGAGGGACAUUCAUGACUUCAUUCUAGAGCUGCUGCCAAAAUGCCCGGUGCCACAGCCCAUGGGGGGGCUGGCCUUGAGGGCUGCCCUGCCUGCCUUGUGGGCAACGUCUGUCAGACUGUGUUAGUAUGUGCAUAGGUUCGAUGUCCCAUCUUUCGUGUGCCGCCUUAUUUCCUGCUUUGAGAAUGUAUUCACGUGGAAAUCCACUGGACCGAGUUUCUGCAGAGGCCUUGCCGGAUGGUUCCAUAACUUUAGAGUCUAAAUACUAUUCAUUACAGAAACUAAUAGUUCAGUUGAAUUAAAUACUGAUGACUUUUCAAACAAAUGAACCAUUGUAGUUUACACAAAACCAUAUUGUAGAGGUUUGUAUUUAGCGCUUAUUUUUGCAUGUUGAUGUUGAUUAGUUAAUAAACUGUAAAUGUAAGAAAUGUUAAUAAAAUGGUUUUCUAUUUCUUAUUUGUGUGUGAGGCAGAAACUGCUCUGCUUUUCUAACACCUGUUGGGUUGUGCUCUGCUCUUCCCUGCAGCAGGAAAGGGAGGCUCACCCCACACAGGGCCUGAUUUGCUGUGUGUGCUACAGCCAUAAAGGGGGCUCAGCACAACUGGAGACCCACCCACAAACUUCACAGGAGUUUGGGGCCGGGCAUAGAGUCCUGAGGUAGCAUCUUGCUCCUGCCAACCUGGCCAGUACCAUUUUGGGAGUAGAACCACAUUGAUAGACCAACUUGGAUUCCUGUCGACCCCCUUCCUGGUUCCUGGGACCUGUGGCUGCUAUCUGCUAUGGCUUUUGCUACUCCCCCCUACCCAUACAUACACACACACACAGUACUCUCUAGGGUCCAUCCUAGCUCCCUUCCUAUUACUACCUCCCUGACAGCUGCCCUGGCCACUUUAUGCCCACCAUGCCACUGGACCCCAGAUACAAGUGCCCACCCAGGUCAGGCCUCAGUUGAAGCAGACACCUGUAGUGCCCACUCUGGAUUGCUGCCUCAAGUUCUGCUUUGGGGUCUCAUGGUGACUUGCAUAAUAUGUGCUGGCCACACCUCUGCACUUUGACAGGGUUGUGACUUGGCAUGUGUGCCUCCAUCCCCAAGCCUGGUGGGGCAGAGUUGGGGCUAGAGGGAUGCAGUGGAAUAACGUUAGCUGUUCCCUGCUGUAUCCUCUACUGUACCCAGAACCCAAAUGAGCUACCCUAAGCCAGCUCCAUACUCUGUACCCUGUACUCCUGAGAGAUGCUGGAGUAGCUCUGGGGCACUGCAGCCUAUUCCAAACAACAGUCUUCUCUGGCCUUGCCUCCUGCUUACCCUCUCUCUCUCUCUCAUUGAAGUAUAAUGUAAUGAAGUGCACACAGUCCAAGUGUUCCCAUAAUUAAUUUCUACAUUAUGCCCUCAUGUGACCACCUCCCAGACUGUUCCGUCUUCACAGAGGAAUCCCCAGGUCCUCCCCGUCAAUAUUCUAGUAUCUGUCAUUAAUCAUCAGAGAGUAGCUCAACCAGUUCUUGAACAUGAGGAGUCACACAGCAUGGUUUUCUGUGGACCAGCUUCAUGCUUGGGCAGUUCUUUCCUGAUGUAGCAAUAUAGUUCAUUCCAUUAUGGUUGCAGCAGUCCAUUGGAGGAAUGAGCACAGUGACUUACCCCUUCUACAUGUGGGUGGACAUCUGGGUUACUACCAGAUUGAAGUUGCCAUCUAUGAAUGCUCUGACACGUGACUUUUGCUGGAUGCACACUCUGUGGGAAAAUACCAAGCAGUGACAUUGCCGGGGUACAUGUUUAACCUGAGCAGAUGGAGACAGCUUGCCAGCGUUAGCACCAGCUUCUGCCUAUCUCAGUGGAUCAAAGUUCUGCCUGCUCCAUAUCCUCAUCAGCACA